Molecule: messenger RNA, 2948 nt
Organism: Camellia sinensis
Lineage: Eukaryota; Viridiplantae; Streptophyta; Magnoliopsida; Ericales; Theaceae
Product: oxysterol-binding protein-related protein 1C
Cellular component (GO): cytosol; membrane
Molecular function (GO): sterol binding
Source: RefSeq, a predicted model, not a curated record
UUCCGUUAAAUAAUAAGAUAUAUUCAUCAGACUAAACGCCCAAAACCAACCUAUACUAUACAUAGAUAUAAUAUAUAUAUAUAUAUAUAUGUAUUUCACUCAAAUUAUAUCCUAAUGUUUUCUCAAAUAUAAAAAAAUAUUCCCCGAUUCCUCCGGCGUAGCACCACCCCUUCUCUCCCUCUCUCAUCAUCAUGAUAUGAUAUGAUAUGAUUAUUUUUUUAUUUUAAUUUUUUUUUUGGUAUGACCCAAUCCAACAAUUAAAAUCCAAAUAAAAAUCAAAUGCAUCCAUUUUGCUGCAUCUCCACCGUAUCGGAGCGGAACACCGCCCCUCCGCAUUCGCCGUUGGCCGAGCUCCUCAUCAUGACGCCGCCGCAACCACAACCUCAACCUCCUAUUCCUCCGCCGUCCCGCUCUCAUUCCGCCACCCAUCGCCACCACACCAACAACCUCCACUGUAACGGCAAUAGCGACGAUCACGGCCGCCUAGCUCUCCGAUCGCUCUCGGCGUCCUUGGAAUCGCUUUCUCGAUUUCCGUCUCUUCGUGAGGUGAGGAUCAACGACAUCGUCGGCAAUGGAAUCUCCGGCGUUCUUUAUAAGUGGGUCAACUAUGGCAAGGGUUGGCGACCGAGGUGGUUUGUUCUUCAAGACGGUGUUCUUUCGUAUUAUAAGAUCCACGGUCCUGAUAAGAUCUUGAUUAAUCAGGAAACAGAGAAAGGUUCCAAGAUCAUCGGAGAUGAGUCGUUCCGCCGGAUCAGCCGAUCCAGAAGUAGCCACUCGCCGACUCUCCGACACCGCAAACCGUUCGGUGAAAUCCAUCUCAAGGUUUCAUCCAUCCGAGAGAGUCGAUCGGAUGACAAGAGGUUUUCGAUAUAUACGGGAACAAAGAGAUUGCACUUGAGGGCGGAUACCAGGGAGGAUCGGAUGGCAUGGAUGGAGGCAUUGCAGGCAGUGAAGGACUUGUUCCCUCGGAUGUCGAACAGCGAGCUCAUGGCUCAGGUGGACAAUGUGGUUGUUUCCACAGACAAGUUGAGACAGAGGUUGUUGGAGGAGGGCGUGAAGGAAACUGCAAUCCAGGACAGUGAGCAGAUCAUGAAGAGCGAGUUAUCCGAAUUGCAUAACCAUCUUUUGCUUCUUAAGCAUAAACAGCUUUUGCUAAUUGACACAAUGAGGCAGUUGGAGACAGAAAAGGUUGAUUUAGAGAACACAGUUGUUGAUGAAAGCCAAAGACAGGCAAAGGAUCAAGAGGCUUCCUCUAGACUACAAUACAGUGAGGGAAGCCGAAGUGAUUCCGAUGAUGACAAUGAUAGACAUUAUGAUGCUGUGGGGGAAGAAACAGAUGACGAGGAUAAUGCGUUUUUUGAUACUCAGGAUUUUCUCUCAUCAAGUUCUAUUAAAAGCAAUGGAUCUGAUAUGCGGUUAUCAUCGUUUGAUUCUGAGGAUGAAGCAUCUCUUGACUCUGAUGAUGGUAUUGAUCCUUGCAUUAGAUCUGUUGGAACUAACUAUCCUCAUGUUAGGCGGCGUAAGAAAUUGCCUGAUCCAAUUGAAAAGGAGACUGGAGUUAGUCUCUGGUCAAUGAUCAAAGAUAACAUUGGGAAGGAUCUCAACAAAGUUUGUCUUCCAGUAUAUUUUAAUGAGCCCCUAUCAUCUUUACAGAAAUGUUAUGAAGAUCUUGAAUACUCAUACCUUCUUGACCGAGCAUAUGAAUGGGGUAAAAUGGGUAAUAGCCUUAUGAGGAUCCUUAAUAUAGCAGCAUUUGCUGUGUCAGGAUAUUCUUCUACAGAGGGAAGAAAUUGCAAGCCAUUUAAUCCAUUAUUGGGGGAGACAUAUGAAGCUGAUUAUCCAGAUAAGGGCCUCCGUUUUAUCUCAGAGAAGGUUAGUCAUCACCCCAUGAUUGUUGCAUGCCAUUGUGAGGGACGCGGUUGGAAAUUUUGGGGAGACAGUAAUCUAAAGAGUAAAUUUUGGGGUCGUUCAAUUCAGCUUGAUCCUGUUGGUGUUCUCACCUUGGAGUUUGAUGAUGGAGAAGUUUUUCAAUGGAGUAAGGUAACAACAUCGAUCUACAACCUUAUUUUGGGAAAGCUCUAUUGCGAUCAUUAUGGUACGAUGCGUAUACAGGGAAAUCAUGACUACUCUUGUAAGCUAAAAUUUAAGGAGCAGUCAAUCAUUGAUCGAAAUCCUCACCAGGUACAAGGCGUCGUGCAAGAUAAGAAUGGCAAAACAGUGGCAUCAUUAGUUGGUAAGUGGGAUGAGAGCCUGCAUUAUUUUAAUGGAGACUGUUCUGGGAGAGGAAAAGGAUUAGAUAUGUCAAGCGCGUGUUUGCUUUGGAAACGCAGCAAGCCCUCCAAAUUUCCAACCAGAUAUAACUUAACACACUUCGCCAUCAACCUAAAUGAGAUCACUCCCAGACUAAAGGAAAAGCUGCCACCAACAGAUUCACGACUCAGACCUGACCAGAGAUGUCUAGAGAAUGGAGAAUAUGAAAUGGCUAAUUCAGAGAAGCUGCGGCUGGAACAGAGGCAGCGUCAGUCACGAAAGAUGCAAGAAAGUGGGUGGAAGCCUAGGUGGUUUGCGAAGCAGGCAGGUAGUGAUACAUACUGCUAUGUUGGAGGAUAUUGGGAGGCCAGGCAAGAAGGGAAGUGGGAAUCGUGUCCUGAUAUUUUUGGCCAAGUGCUUAAUGAUACAGAAUUUUGACUCGUUUAAAAUACCCAUUUCAAUACCCUGAUUUUUUCUCCAUUAUUCCAUUUACUGCAUACAUGGUGGCAGAGGUUUCGUGCACUGUAUUGCACUUCAAUUUUUUUUUUUUUUUUUUUUUUUUUUUCUUCUUCUUCUAUUAAAGAUAUAGGAAAGUUUGGAUGUCAUGCUCGCCAUUUUGAGCAGAUGAAAGGCUGAAGCAUGAAAAUUCAUGCAGAUGAUAUCGUUGGUGAUUAAUAAGAAUUUACUCUCUCUCUCUC